CUGUGAAACGUCAAAAAGAAACGAUGUGUUUUGUUUGGUGUUUGGUUGGUUCAGUUAGGAAGUUUUAGAGUGUUUAAUUUAUAAAUGCAAAUUUAUAAACAAAUUAAAAUGAGCCUGUUAUCAUUUAGAUAAAACCUUGAUAAUUUCCUGUAAGAUGAAUAAAUUACAUACCAAUCCUCCCAACAUGCCAGCCUUAACGAAGGAUAAGGCUAAAGACUGGCAGCUAGAAAUCCUCAUGGAAAAACUACGGUCUAAAGCCUCACAGUUUAAAACUUUGCCAGAGAUUUCAAAGAAUGUUCGAAUGACCCUUUUGGAAAAGAGAUAUUCCUUAGACAGUGUGGAGAAAAGUCAGCAUCAAAAAUGUUUGGAUACUUUACAACAUGUGAUUAAAGUUACUGGGCGAGAGAGUUUGAUCGAAAGAUUGGAAAGCUUUACGAGACAACUAGGGCUUAGAUUUGUAGUGGAAGCUUCAGGGGUCUUCAUAUUCUCCGAUAUGUUCUACCUAGAAAUAAUUCUAGAAGCAUCAGGAGCUGUGAAAGAUGUUAAGAUCCAUCAUGAAGGAAAAACAGAUCAGCAAAGUUGUACAGAACUGGUAAACUGUCUGUCAAGAGGUGACUUCACAGACUUUACAACCCAACUGGAAGGGUUUGUCUCCAUCUAUCAACUUAACGCCGAAAAGAAAGUCAAGUGCAAAGCCUUCACAGCUCUGGAGUCACUUGAGGCUGACCUUUGCACAUUGGCUCAACUUCAAAAUUUUAUGAAGGAACCAUUUAAUGUGAUUUAUAAGUCUCCAGUUGGUAUUUUGGAGAAAAGACGAGGAGGACAUCCAAUGAAACUGACAUACUUUGUGUCCCCUUAUGAUUUACUUAAUGUCGAUAAGCAUGAAAUUGAUGCUUUAAGUAUUGACAGUAUUGUGAGUAAAGGUUUGGGCUAUUGGGUGACUGUUUGUAUGGAAGGUUCUGCUGCUCACAAGUUACAAACUUCUACUUUAAUUACUGUCAAUAGAAGUAUGAAUGGUAGAAGUUCUCCCACAUAUACUCCAAUAACAGCACAAAACAGUGCAGUAGUUCCAGCAUGUUUCACUUUAAAACUCAAUAAGCCGAUGCCAAUGUGUCUGUCGUUAGUAAGAAAAAUUCAGCAGAUUCAACAAUGGCCUGAAAUAGACAAUAACAAUGUGCCACAGCCUUUGCUUAACUCUAUUGUUAAUCACAGUAGUGACGGUAAAAUGAGCUGCAGCAAUAAUAAAGGGUUAUUUGUGACUUUACCGGAUCAGACUCACUGCUAUUGUAUGACGGAAAAUCGGAACAUGAACAGCAUAUUUGUGUCAAGCAUUCCUUUCACUCAUCCAGCUCACGUACCAAGCAUAUUAAUAAUUCUUAGAGAACAAGCGUUAUUUAAUACCAUUAUUGGAAGUUGUGUGAGGCCAAAUAGCAGACAAACUUUUGAAAACAUGACGAUGUUCGAGGUGAGCGCCUUAUCCUCGACUCAGAUCUCCAUAUCACUGGAGCAUCCAUUGGAAGAAUGCAUGGCGACCGCCGACUUUGAUCUGUCAGAUCUGUCAAACUUAAUAUGUAGGAUUCAGAAUCCGGGCACGCCCUCGUCUGGUGUUUCCGAUAUAGCUUCGGAGGUGGCCACGAAGGUGCUUAAUAAAACUUUUUCGAUACCUAUUACUCUCCGUGCCGUAAUAAAACUGUGGGAACGUCAAGCGAGUCAGCCCAGCCUUUACCCCGGCCAGGAAAAUUUUAGUUUGCCCCUCGGUUCCGUCGACCCCGGCGGCCACAGCAAGGGCCCCGGCGCAGGCCCGGGCUUAGCGGAAUUCGGGGGGCUUCAUCAGGAUAAAAUCAAGCAGGAACCGGGAACCGGGCCCGCCGGACCCCAGCAGGGACAGGCGCAUCAUCAGACCAUGAUUCAAGAACAACAAGGCAUGUGGAAUGACUCAAUGAUGACGUCAAAUUUUCAAAAUAUCCCACCUUCCGAUAGGGUGCUUACCAACAUCGAACUAACAAACAUUCUGUCAGAUUCGACGGACAAACAUUUGUCCGGGAAAAGGCAGAAACGCAAAGCCACAGACGAUUUAUGGAAAAGUGGCAAACGGAAGGUGGGAGCAAAUGCAGAAGACUCGGAACUAAUGGAUGCGUCGAGUUGUGACUCGACCUCUAGAAGCACCCCAAUAUCGCAAGAGACUGAAAUUGCUACUCCUAACUCAGGGUCUCAGUCCGAUUUAGAACUAUCCAACGUUGACUCUUCAGAUUAUUUGGCAAACAUAGGCAAAACUCCUGAGGAAUUCCCUUUGGAUCAGCCAGAAACCGUUGAUAUGGAAGAGAUUCUCUCUACGGUACAACGAGAACCUUUAAGAAAAUCGAUACCAGAACCCUCGCCCAGUAGUUGUUCCAGUAUAAUAUCAGAUUUAAGUGAAAAAAAUAUGGUUAACUUUAACGUUUCAGUUCCACCGAAUGUUAGCAUAACUCCAAUCACAACACCUCCUCUUCCUUCAUAUUCUCCCGCUGAAAAGCGCACGGGCAUCGAAAUUAUUCCAUUAACGCAACCGGCUCCAACAAUGAUGUCCACUUCAAUCACUAUCACACCGAUAACUCCAAGUCCCAAACCGCCCGAAGAUAAAAGGGAUCGAAAAAGUAGCAGGAGUAGCAAAGAAGACAAGGAAAAAAAGAGAAAACGGAAAAGAGACGAGAGUCCGAUGGGUCCGCCGGAUAAAGUGCCUAUGAAGCAAGACCCUUUAUCGAAACCGGUGUCUGUUAGUAUAAAACCGACCGAGAGCCCUCCCUUAUCUUCCACUCCGACUUCGCCAAAUAUGAUGAGGAAGUUUAGUCCUUCGCCGACGUCGAAUCGGCCUUCGAUGUCGCUUUCUGGCAAGUUGAGUCCCAGUUUGGUGAAACCGAAAAGUUCGUCGAGUUCCUCGCAUCAUAGCAGUCCCAGUCCAAAAAACUCGCCUGCCCACGUGCCUUCCAGUCCUAAACAUAGUAUCAGCAGUCCAAAGCAUCACGGAUCGAGUCCGAAACACCCCAGCGCCAGCGGUAGUGGCAAACCAAGUAUUUCGGCUCUAAAAAACGCGGCAAGUUCUCCGUCGAGUAAGAGCAGCUCGGGGGAGAAGAGCAAAAACCGAGAUAGUUCAAGAGAAAAGGAUAAGAAUCGCGGCAUUAUUAGCAAUACGAAAAGCAAAUCCAGUUCUUCGCUCAAAGUUAAACCGUUAGAUUUAAACAUCGGCAGCACGGAGGGUUUUACGCAGGAAUCCCUGCCGUCGCCCAGUGGCGAGUCUAAGAGUAACGCAAACUUGUUGAGGAAUCGCAAGGGGUCACUGUCGGCAAUAGUGGACAAGUUGAAUAUUAAAGUGAACGCUCAACAAACUGACGUUCCCACUGACUUAAGUUCAAAGUCGAGUAGCAAAUCUAUGAGUAAAGAUGGUAAAAGUGGGACAAAGGCAGUGGGCGACAUUAAAAACUCGGAAUAUAUGGUUAAGACCAGCUCGGACGGCUUAAAACUCACCAUCAACAAACCUCGCACGAAAGAAAGCAAAUCAUCGAGUAGCACCGGCAGUUCGAAUGUUCAAAGUUUAUCUAAAACGCCAUCCACGAGCCUAACGGGCUCUCCAAAGGUCCACACGGGAUUAAAACCUGGAGUGAACAGUGGUCCGGCUUCGAAAAAACCUCAACAGCAAAUACAAAAAAGCAGCAGUUCCUCUAGUAUACCCAACUCCUCCUCAACUACUUACAAUGCUUCCGGAAGUCUUAAACCCACUAGCAAACAACCAAGCAGUUCAAGUAGUUCUAAGAUGCUAAGUAGUCUUCCCAAAUCGAUUUCGAAACCUACCACGUCGCCUAAAACUAGUUCAAGCAGCAGUGCGACCGACUUAAGUAGCAAAAGCAAAGACCGUUUGAAGCCGAGCAAGAGCUCAUCUGAUAAGUCAAUAUUUUCGUCACUUAAAGACCGGGGGAAAGGUAGUCCGACUCAAAACGACUCUGAUAGUGUAUACAAACUGCAAUCGAAAGUCGAUCCGUACACUUCCGCUCUGAUGAUGGAAGGAAUGAUGAAAACUUUGGAUAAGAACUUCCAAAUUCCGAAGUUGUCGGACAAGAAAAAAAAUGAGACGAAUAAUGUAAAUAGGAGUACAGUUGACACGAAGAUUUUUGAUAUGAUGGUUAAGAAUGAUAUUAAGUACCCGUUAAGUAUACCGGCGAUGAAUCCUCUCGACCAAAAAAUUCGGAACAACAUGAGCAUGUUGUCUGGAAAGGACGAUUUGGAUGACAAGAAGAAAGAUGGACCGCAAAACUUAUCUGGGAGCGAUGAUCUAUUUCUAUCUUCGGACCCUCUAAACCCCUACUCGUCGAAUAACGACACGCUACACGGCCUAACUCUAACCUCGAAAUACGCUCCCACCACCACGAUUGACACGGAGGCAUUAGAUUUUAGUAAAACACCCACUUUUCCCCAUUCUCCCUCGGUCAGCGUUCACAUAGUCAAUUCUAGGGCAUCGAGUAGAAGUUCCAGCUGUAUAGGGGAUGAAGAUCUGUUGGACGAGGGAUUAGUCACGUUGGGAAAGUAACAGUGUUUUUAAGGUGCUAAGAAGAUCUGAUGUACGUGUUAUAGAAAUUGAGAGAUGAUUUAGAAAGGGAGAAGAAAUAUCUAGAUUAUGGAGAGUGAUUUAAACAUAUUCGGCUUUAAAGGUUGAUAGAACUUUAAAUGGAUUCUGUUGGAACAAUUAAUUUAGAAAAAAUGUUAAUCGUUUUAAUUUUAUCGUUAUUUAAGGUUCAAGAUUGUUUAAGAAUUUUUUUCUGAAGUUGUAAAUAUAAAUUCUUGAUCUAUUUGGUAGUCCUCAGCCCUUGCGGUUAACUAAUUUUUUAUUUAAAUUUUAAAAGAAUGGACAUAGAAUUGUUAUUUUAGAAUCAUUUAUUGUUCACUCAAUUUUUAAAAGUAAUAUACUCAAAGUGUUGAAAGGAAUAAGUUAAUCGAAAUAUAAAUAAUUACAUAUGAUCUUCAGAGGAAUAUAAGCUAUUAAGACCAAUAUAAUUUUUUUCUAUUGAAAUUCACCAUGCAUUGAAUUUCUUAACUAAUUAUUGUUUUGCUCAUAAGUUUGUAAUAAACAGUAGGAGAAUGUGUAAAUAAGUAGGACAAAAUUCUGAAUUAACUGCCAUUUUUUGCCACUAUGUCGUGGUUUGUAUACACUGAUUUUAUAGAAAUCCUAAGGUAGUGGUACCUUACCUGAAAGGAAGCAACGCUAGAUUUUGCAGAUAUAGUUUUUUUAAUAUACUGGACAUUACACAGUACAAAAUAUCCCAAAAAAAGUUUAUUUUUGUGUUUACAUUGAUGUUUCGACAAUUUAUUUUGUAAUCGGCAGGAUGCUACAAGUAAGUCUAUCUCUCAGAAUUAGCCAGUCCACAAAUACACUGCUUAACAAUCGAAGUGGAUAUUAUAAAAAUCUGCAAUUUUAGUUUGCCAAUGAUUUACAAUAAAACAAAAUUAAAUGUAAUAAAUAAAUCUCUAUAAGUUCACUCACAAUAGCCCCAAAAAAAAUUAAAUAAACAGAUAUCUCCUAAAAAAUUUAAAUUUUUAGGAGUAAUUUUUUAAACACACAACAGGAAAAAUUAAAAUAAAAUUACACCCUGUAAAGCGUGCCCCAAAGUCCUAUCGUGAAAAUUAAUACCUCGUAGGUCCAUCCCUGGCUCGUCUUAGUGCUGUCAUCCUGUUUGGCAUAGUUCUUAUUAAGUUGUUAAUGUAGUGUUGAGGAAUGUUUGCCAUAUUUCCGGUAAUUGAUUGGCUAGUUGUUCUAAGGUUAGAGGUGGCUGUUCGAGCUGGUUUAAUCUUCGUGACAUUUCGGCCCAUACAUGUUCAAUGCAAUUCAUGUCGGGUGAAUGUGGUGGCCAGUCCAUUCUGGUAAUGCCAUGAAAUUCAAUGCGAUCAUUGACAUUGAUUAAAACGAAGUCUUCGCCUAUUGCACCAAAAAAUGGUACAAUUAUGUUCUCUAUAAUAAUGUCUCUAUAUAGUAUAGUGUUCAUUGUUUCAUUUCUUAACACCACUAAAUCGGUGCGGCCAUCGAAACAUAUGCCUCCCCAAACGCAAACUGAACCGCCACCAAAAAGGGUAGUGGGCGCUAUCAAAUUUUCAUGGUAUCGCUGUCCCCUUUCCCUCCACACCAAAAUUCGACCAUCACACAUAUGUAGCUGAAAUCUGGACUCAUCCGUAAACAUACAAGACCUCCAGUUUUGAAAAUUCCAGUUACUGUGUUCUAUUGCCCACCGAUUUCUGAAUGCACGAUGUUCCCCCGUCAACCGUGGAUGUGUGGCACGUCGUCUGGCUCUUAAAUUGGACGCAUGCAAUCUUCUUCUAGCAGUUUGAUUAGAAAUUACCCUCCCAGUAGCAUGCCUUAAGUAGUUGUUAAUUCUCGAAGCCGUAAAUGUUCGGUUUCUUCUUGCGGUUACUGUUAUAUAGCGGUCUUGAGCAUGAGUUGUAGCACGUUCUCGGCCUCCACCAUGCCUGUAAGCUGCAGACCCAGUCUCUACAUAUCGAUUUUAUGCACGACUCACGACACUUUGGGACACAUUCAGCCGGUUAGCAACUUCUUGAGUUAGGCCCUCCUGUAGCCAACGUACUAAUUGCUCGAGUUGCACUGUUUCUAACCGUCGUAGAACCAUUAUUUUUAAGAAAGUAAAGAGAUUUAUUGGUAACAAUGAGAAUAAUAAAGUCUCUACAAGCGCUUUUAUGUGACUAAAUUGUUAGGAUUUUGAAACCGAAUUCUUUAAAAGAGAUAAGAAUGUAUGGCAAAAAGGAAAAAAAUAUUUGCUAUCAACAGGAUUUACUCAUAGCAUAAAACGCAACUUGAUGAAUUUAAUUUUUUAGGCAAAUUUCGGUAAUUUAUAAAAUAUCCAGUUCGAUUGUUGAGCAGUUUAUUAAAAAUUCAGAAUGAAAAUUAAUAUAAUUUUUCUGAUGGGCAUAUAUAUUUUUCUUAUAUUUACAAAACUCUAGGCUAGUUAAUUAUGGUAAAACCUGGAAAUGAUUGGUAGGCAACCUUUAUUUAUUCCAGCAAAGCAAAUUCACAACUCCCUCGCCAAAAAUUAAAUACUUUUAGAUAUCAAGCAAGCAUACCAACAAUGUUAGGAAUAUCGCCAAAAUUAUUUGUUUUAAUAAUUAAACCUCAAGUUUGACCUCUACCUCUGCUAAUAUUUUUAAAUAAUAACCAAAUGUAGUUAAUUUCAGUUCUUAUUAUGCCAUGAGCGAAGUGUAAGGCUAAAUCAAUAUUUUCAGUUUGCAAUUCUUUUCAUUGUGCUACUCGACAUUUUCAUUUUCAAUCAUUAAUUUGUAUUUUUGGUUAUGGUUAUAAUUGUAAUUUUAAUAACGUUUUCAAUAAUGCUUUACACGUCUAACUUUCCUUAAAAAAAUAAAAUUAAUGAUGAUCAACGAAAGAUGAAACGUCCAUAAUACCACUUUAGACAAUAUUGAAAUACUUUUCCUAAUUGGCAUAAAUGGGUUUCUGAAAUUUGAUCAACACUGGGCUAAUUAAGUUAUCAUUCUCAGUCAAUUGUUACCUUACAAAAAAAAUACACUUUUGUAUAAAUUAUGCAUAGGUCUAACCCAACAUAGUGUGUAAAAAAUAUUUACUAACACAUGAACAUUGUAUUAUAUUAUGUAAUUUUUUUACAACAAUUUGUAUAUGCUAAGCAUAUUUUUUGUAGUACAAAUAUCAUGUGGGCAAAUGUGUCUUUUAUCUGAUUUUCUAUUAUAUAAGAUGUUAACAAAUUUAAACUGUAUAUAAAGAUUAAAAAUAUACGUAACAAAGUUUUAAUUUAA
This is a messenger RNA of Anthonomus grandis grandis, 7797 nucleotides long. RefSeq names its product mediator of RNA polymerase II transcription subunit 1 (gene MED1). Lineage: Eukaryota; Metazoa; Arthropoda; Insecta; Coleoptera; Curculionidae. Gene Ontology annotation, biological process: regulation of transcription by RNA polymerase II. Gene Ontology annotation, molecular function: transcription coregulator activity. The record is from RefSeq and is a predicted model, not a curated record. Gene Ontology annotation, cellular component: mediator complex. The transcript has 15 exons. The coding region runs from base 155 to 4558 and encodes 1467 amino acids.